AUGGGCAACGCUGGCUCUAACAAGCCAAUCGUCUUCGUCUUUGGAACCCAGAAGGGCGACACUGACGGGAGAAGAAAGAACCUGUCAGCGAUUAACACCCAGGUCGCUUAUCUUGCUCACGAGCGUCGCCGCGAGAAGAAGAAUCGGCAACGAGCCCAAGCAAAAGAGGACGCGAAAGCAGACAAGCAAGCACCGUCGGGUGAGACCUUACCGUCGUCUUCGAAGUCAUCAUCAGUCAAAGUAGAGAACGAUGUCGCCAAUCCAGUCAAAUUCGCACCAUCGCAAGUACAAUGUCUGAACGCGAAAUUUGUGCCGCGCCAACUGCCGCUUGGUCACCAAGCCCAGAUAAUAUCCGAAGCUCGUGUCCCUCCACAACCACCAACCCAGCUUUUCAGCUCUGUAGACACACGACGACCACAAAAUGACAGACGCGAAUCUGACACGGGAUCUGAUAGCAGUUCUGACCGUGAAUCCUUCUGGUCGAUAUCGCCAGCAGCACGUCGCGAUUCCACACCAGGAACUGAGAUUUCCGACCUAACACCACCCGCACCUCUACAACUCAAUGGCUACUUUGACAGAGCCUUGGACCCAUUUUUCAUGCUACCAGUCGCAGCUUCCGACCGAGAGCAAUGGCUGGUGCAAUUCUAUCGCGACUGGGUGUCAAUCUAUGUCCAGAAAAAGUCAUUAUGUUUCCAAUGGCUUCUAAUCCUCGCCGAGGAAUUUCUGGGGAUGAUUGGAGGACAGCAGGAUCAAACCAAAACGAUCGAGCGUAAAGCAAAAGCGUAUCGGGAUCUGAACUCUGCUUUGAAGAGCCGAGUAGUCAACCGAGACGAAGGCAUCAGUGGCAUAAUGUAUGCUGCGAUAGUCGAUACCACAAGCACAAGCGUACACCUGGGUGCACUCGACCGGCUCAUCAAUGAUACAGGUGGUUUCGAGGCAUUUCUGGAUGGGCCGCUUGGCAUCGCUCACCCUGAGCAUGUGGCAACAGUAUAUGCGUUUGGGCGAUGCCCAAUAGCUAAUGCUACCGACCUAGAGAACACAAAAGCAGGUUUUCUAGGUGCACUCAAAUUUUUGCACAAUAAUUCAAAACAAGAAUUAGAAGAAAAGAGACGAAUUCGGAACAGACGACCCUGGGAUACACUCAGUCGCCAAGUCAUCGAUGGGAAUGGUGUUCUUGUGGCGUCGAAUCAAGACGAACACAUGCGGUACUAUAUCAAAGCGCAACAAGACUGCUUCGCAAGUGACAGCCUGUCAUCAUUGCUGAACACGACGCUCAACACUGAUGGCGAUUUCACUUCACAAGCACGACAUCUCGCAUGUCUACUUCAAACGUCCCUUAUCUUGCACGAAUUUGAGACCGACUAUCUCGUGAAGGCCACAUUUCUCAAGCGUCUACAGUAUGUCUGCCAAAUGAGUACAGCCAGAGAUCACACAGGGAAGCCACUUCUGUCACAUGCUGGGCUGUUGUUGAUCAACUCUUUUGUACGGCAAGAGGUACAGGGAUACAUUGAUCGGGCUAAAGUGCUUACCAAGGCUGUAAAGAUCAGUAAGGCAGUGGUUGACUGUCUCAAAACUUUCGGUCUCCUGCAGCAAACGACCCGUUCAAUGCUUGUGUCGUGGCUGAGAGGUUGGCUGAUCAACAACGACCAUUUUGCCAACCUUGACUUCGUCGAUUUGCAGGAAGCAGAUCUGACUGUAAUUGGAGAGGAGAUCACGGAUUCGUGGCUUCGAUCAGCGAGCAAGGGUUGA
This is a messenger RNA of Lithohypha guttulata, 1749 nucleotides long. RefSeq lists its product as uncharacterized. The coding region runs from base 1 to 1749 and encodes 582 amino acids. The transcript has 2 exons. The record is from RefSeq and is a predicted model, not a curated record. NCBI's taxonomy places the organism in Eukaryota, Fungi, Ascomycota, Eurotiomycetes, Chaetothyriales, Trichomeriaceae.